GAGGGAGGUGAGGAGCAGAUCGGAGCUCUUGCACCUCCGGCUCGUAGGCUACAGCAAUAUCACUCCAUCCCUCGCCGAUCGGAUUAUCGCUUUACUGCGCUUCCCACCCUCUAGAGCCCUGCCUAUUGAGCAACAUAGAGUGUACGUAUCCGAAACCAGGAGCUGUGCUUUCCAGCACCAGUGCCACAAUCAAGCUUCCUUCCCUCGUUUCUUCGUUUUUCAUUUCUUUUUUUUUUCUUUUGCUCCGUAAAUGCACUCCAAUAUUUUCCAGGAGAGAAGAUUCGUUUCUGCAUCAGUAUGAGAUUGUCCCAACCCAAAACAGGAAGUUCAAUACUGUAGUCCUGUACCGUUCUUCACCGCACGGAAAUCACCUGGUAAAAACAGAGCUUACUAAUGUGUAGAUCCUAAGGAUUUAACUACUGACAGUAAAGUUCUCUUCUUUCAGACAUGGAUAUGUUCCUCUUUUUGCUUGUCCUCAUUAGCCUUCUUCCUAUGGGAGUCUCCCUCUACAACACAACAGUUGGUUGUCGCAUUAUUCAGCCUCCACGAGAAGGUGGGAUCCGAUACCGAGGGCUAACUCAGGAGCAGAUACGCAACGUGGAGAUUCUGCCUGUGGACUAUGAGAUUGAAUACCUCUGUCGUGCUGACAGAAUCAUUGUUGGACCCAAGGUCAGAAAGUGCUUGGAAAAUGGCACCUGGACAGACAUGACUCUGCAAAGCCGAUGCUUGCGCCAGUGUCCACGUAUCUGGCUAUCAUUGGAGAAUGGACAAGUCCACCACAGCAAUGUUGAACACUCUCCUGUAGAAGGCACCCAGGUUUUUUAUCGCUGUAACCAUAAUUUCAGAUUGGUUGGACACAACUCGAGCCUCUGCAACAAGGAGGGCAAAUGGAGCAACCCCAAACCUAUCUGCGAGUAUGACAAGAACACAGGUUUAUCAUCUUCAGGUAAGAAGCCACUAUACAUCGGAGCGCUUUUCCCGAUGAGCGGAGGAUGGCCCGGUGGACAAGCCUGCUUACCUUCAGCGAAGAUGGCCCUAGAGCACGUCAACAACCGGCAUGACAUCCUCCCCGGAUACGAACUCAAACUCAUCUACCAGGACAGUAAGUGUGACCCAGGAGAAGCCACAAAGCUGCUCUAUGAACUUCUUUACAAAGAGCCCAUUAAGAUUGUGUUGAUGCCAGGCUGCAGCUCCGUCUCCACACUGGUGGCUGAAGCAGCAAGGAUGUGGAACCUUAUUGUUCUUUCCUAUGGUUCCAGUUCUCCAGCCCUCUCAAAUCGUCAGCGUUUUCCUACAUUCUUUCGUACACAUCCUUCAGCCACUUUGCAUAAUCCAACUCGGGUUCAGCUUUUUAAGAAGUGGAAAUGGACCAAAAUCGCCACAAUCCAACAAACCACUGAAGUCUUCACUUCUACCUUGGAUGAUUUAGAGGAGCGAGUCAAGGAGGCUGGGAUUGAGAUCAGCGUGCGACAGAGUUUCCUUACCGAUCCUGCCAUAGCAGUUAAGAAUCUCAAGCGUCAAGAUGCCAGAAUUAUUGUGGGACUCUUCUAUGAAACAGAAGCCAGGAAGGUCUUCUGUGAGGUCUUCAAGGAGAAAUUAUAUGGUAAAAAGUAUGUCUGGUUUUUGAUUGGCUGGUACGCUGACAACUGGUUUAAGAUUAAAGAUCCAUCAAUCAACUGCACAGUGGAGAACAUGACAGAGGCUGUAGAGGGUCACGUCACCACCGAGAUUGUCAUGCUGAACCCAGAGACUGUAAAAGGGGCAUCCAAUUUGACAUCUCAAGAAUUCUUGGAGCAACUAAUGAAGCGGCUUGGUGGGAAAAAUCCUGAGGAGACUGGUGGAUUUCAGGAAGCUCCACUUGCCUAUGAUGCCAUUUGGGCUUUGGCCUUAGCUCUUAACAAAACAGCUGAGCAGCUAGCUAAGAAAGGGCUGCGAUUAGAAGAUUUCAACUACAAUAACAAGAAUAUCACUAAUGAGAUAUACAAGGCCAUGAACUCCUCCUCAUUUGAAGGCGUUUCUGGUCACGUGGUUUUUGAUGCCCAGGGAUCCAGAAUGGCAUGGACCCUAAUUGAACAACUACAGGGUGGCAGUUACAAGAAGAUUGGAUACUAUGAUAGCACAAAGGGGAACCUUUCGUGGUAUGGAAAUGACAAAUGGAUUGGGCCACUUCCCCCAGCAGACCAGACUAAGGUUAUUGAGGAAUACCGUCACUUGUCCCAGAAGCUCUUUGUGAUCGUGUCAGUAUUUGCUGGCUUAGGUAUUCUCCUGGGAAUAAUUUGCCUGACAUUUAAUGUCUAUAACAGUAAUGUUCGGUAUAUUCAAAAUUCUCAACCCUAUCUUAAUAAUAUGACAGCUGUAGGAUGCAUGCUGGCUUUAGCGGCUGUGUUCCCACUUGGAUUAGAUGGAAAACACAUUUCUAGGAGCCAUUUUCCAUUUGUCUGUCAGGCUCGUCUUUGGCUGCUGGGUCUUGGUUUUAGCCUGGCUUAUGGAAGUAUGUUUACCAAGAUUUGGUGGGUGCACACUGUCUUCACCAAGAAGGAUGAAAAGAAAGAGAAGCGAAAGCAGCAUCUAGAGCCCUGGAAACUCUAUGCUACUGUAGGUGUCCUCCUGGCCAUAGACAUCUUGUCCUUGAUGAUCUGGCAGAUAGUUGAUCCUCUUCAUAUUACUAUAGAGGAGUUUACAAAAGAGGCUCCAAAGGUUGAUAAUGAUGUACUAAUCCAGCCUUUGCUAGAGCACUGCAGCUCGGAGAAAAUGAACACUUGGUUGGGAGUGGUGUAUGGGUACAAAGGUCUUCUUUUGCUGUUAGGAAUCUUCCUUGCCUAUGAGACAAAGAGUGUGUCCACAGAAAAGAUCAAUGACCAUCGUGCAGUUGGCAUGGCUAUCUACAAUGUGGCAGUGCUCUGCCUGAUUACUGCUCCAGUGACCAUGAUUCUGAACAGCCAGCAGGAUGCAGCCUUUGCAUUUGCUUCCCUUGCCAUCGUCUUCUCUGUGUACAUCACUCUCGUUGUUCUUUUUGUGCCCAAGAUGAGAAGACUCAUCACCCGUGGAGAGUGGCAGUCUGAACAGCAGGACACAAUGAAGACAGGAUCUUCUACCAAUAAUAAUGAUGAGGAGAAGUCCCGACAGCUGGAAAAGGAGAAUCGAGAGCUAGAGAAGAUCAUUGCAGAGAAAGAGGAGCGUGUUUCCGAGUUACGACACCAACUCCUGGAGAGACAGCAGCUACGUUCUCGUCGUCGACCUUCAGUCAAUGAAAAACAAGCGUUUUUAGCCCAGGGACCUCCCUCCUCUGGCUUCCCAAUUUCCUCUUCUGUAGAGAACCACCAGGAACAUUUCACCAACUCGAACAUUGCCCCCAUAGCAUCCCUUUACCAGCCCUCAGUGCGCCCCCCACUAGCGGACAAGUUGAGUCGCAACAACUGCCAUGGCAGUCGACUGCACCUGCUGUACAAGUGAAAGCACCAGUACCAUUAAAAAAAAAAAAUCUUAAUUUUGACCCUUCGAACUUGGUGCCACAAUAAAAUGUUAUUUUUUUUACACCUUCACCCCUUGUUAUGUCAUGUAGCUUUCAUUAACUAAAUGGAUAAAAUACCUGUUUUGGUUAAGGGGAUUAUGUUUAUUUUACAGUGUAAUAGAUCCAUAAAUGUGGGAGACUACUAUCUGAGCAUUACAUACCAUAUGAUGUGGCAGUCUGAAUAUCAUGUAUUAUUUAUAAAUGAAUGUCAAGGAAUUUGCUGUUGAAUCUCUUUUUUGGAGGACUAUUUCCUUAUCUGUUUAUUCUUCCAAAUUAAAAUAUAACAAAAGGUAACAGAGACACAAGCUGACAAGGAUCUUUCAACGUGACUCACAGUUCCUAAAAUAAAUGCAUCGAUUGAUCAACAAGCAAAGACUGAAGCUAUAAAUGCUUAAAGAGGAAAAAACCAUGAAUCAAGGAUUUAUUUCAAUGAGCACAAGUCAGCAGCAAAAUCCUAUUCUCUAUUUCCAGGUGAGCACUCUAAACUGAUAAUGUUCAAAUUAAAUAAUAUUCAAACUUGCAUAACAAUCAGUAACACAAAUCAGGCAUGGGUCAUUCUGAAUACCUGUAACCAAUGAAGGUGAUCUUUCUAGUCAUAAGACUGUGAAUAAUGUUAUAUCUUGGGCAGCACAUCAUAACUGUAGGACUGGAAUCAUGGAACUGAUGCUGGAAAAUUAUUAGGUGUUUAUAAGUCUAAUGCAGGAUGAGACUUGACUAAUUGCAAAUAAAAAUGUGAAGUACAAAGGAAAUACAGAAGAUAUGGACAAGUUGCCAUUUUAUUAUCCUGAAGUUUUUAAGAAUAAUUUGUGACAGAGAGGAAUUUUGGACAAUAAUAAUAAUAAUGAAGUAUGAUAUGGGCUGUCAAAUCCCUUUAAAUCUGAAAUAAGUUCAACAUAAGAUCACUUUUGAAGUAAAAUAACUUCCCAUUAACUAAACAUGCUUUGAUUGCAAUUAGACUAUUAUUCACAACAAAACAGCAAAGUCUGAAAGGACAAGUAGGAGGAUUACAUGUGCCUGUGAUUAAACUUCAGAGGAAUCUAUCACUUGAAUUUCUGUGUAGCUUGUUUCCAGUGAUUUGCUAUUCAUCUUGUGUGAAAUGUACGUAUGGAAGAUGUUAAAGUUGCAAAGAAACGUGGUAAACAUUUCCAGUAAAGAAGGGCCCGUCUACUAUUUUAAUACAUGCCAAGAUAUGAAUUAAAAGUAGCUGAUUUGCUUAGCUUAUUGUUUAAAAUGUUUUGUCAUUUUUGUAUUAUGAAAUCAUAACAGGUAUAUUUAGUUACACAACUGUAACAUGCUUGUUACAUUUUAAGAAGUUUUUAUGAAGUACUAUAAAAGUUUGAUGCGCAUGAGGUAAGGGGCAUAAUAAUUCAUUCAAAUAUAUGCACACAACUAACUGGUAAAAUAAAAGAAACCAAUUAAACUAAAAGCUGGCACUUCUACGUGCGUAGGUGAGUUCAUUGAGAUAAUUAAGUAAAUAAUAUCCCAUUAUGCAUAAGAUCAAACAUAAAAAGGCCAUGAGAGUCCAUUUUCUCCUUAUUUUUCAUUAUGCCUUUUCUAGGGGCUGCUUAGCAGGAUAUUCAAUUUGCUGGUGUUUUAGGAAGAACUCUUUCAAAGGUGAUGUGAGCAUAGAAGUGAUAUCGAACAAUAUCAUUAUAUGGGCACAACUGCGCCUGAAAAUGUAGACUCCUUGACUGUGAUGGCUAUACCUUGCUUUGAGAUGUAUCGAAAACCAGGAAACUGAUUCUCAGUCAGUUGACUACAUAUUUAAUUUUGAGGUAGAAACAGGAUGUCUAAUUUAAAAUAGGCACUAACAACUUUAUGGCAGGCAGCACUAUGAUUGCUUUUUAGUGUGUAAACUUUAUCAUUGUACCUAAAACUGCUCUUUUGUGGAGUAAACAAUGCAAAACAUUGGUACUGAGCAAUAUGCCAUGAGUGCAUGCGUGUUGCACACUAAAAGAGAUCAAUGGCCUCCAUGCUUAUUUCCCAAUAGUGUAGGGUUCUGGUGGUUGAGGUACAUCUUCACUGACAGUGAAUGUCAAUACAAAGCAAUCCUGAAUCAUAACUUUUGUCCUGCAGUGAGGUAUUUUUAUCCUGCUACUCAGAUCCACAAUGCCCCAUGUGAGUUUCUCAAUGAACGGUUUAAGAAGCGUAAUAACAGUGUAUAUCAGUCAUGUGUUCUGAGCACUAAUGUAAGACUCUAGAACAGCAAAGUUGGUCCUCGAGGGCUAUAAUGCCUAAAGAUUUUCUUUUCUGUUGAAGCACUUACUGCUCAAAGCAACAUUUUUAUAGUUAAUUUUAGUUGGUUGUUUGUUAAGAUUUCCCUCCCUUAACUGCUUAUUUUUGUUUUAAACAGAUGGAUUUCCUGUUACUGUUUUUAAUUGCUCCUUAUUAGCAAUAAUAUGUAGAUGACAAAGUUACAGCAGCUCUCCAUUUACACCUUUUGGGUACUCAUCGUGAACUAUUUGGUUUAAUAAAAUAUUUGGAAGGAAAUUGAAGACAUUAUUCUAUAGAAUUAGUCGUCCACUUCAGGCUACAAAUUACUUCAAAAACAUCCAUGGACUGAGAAAAAACGAUAUAGGAAUGACCUGACAUGACAGAAUGAAAACACCAACAAGCCAUUAAAUUUAUAUGAUCAGUUAUUGGCAAGGAUUGGUUUCUAAUUAAGAAAUCGAGUUGCAACAAAAACCUGCAGCCAUCCAAAAUUGAAUUUGCAGACCGUUCUCUGGAACAGGACCUAAGAGAGCAUUUUCUGCCACCAUCAUCAAAAUACAAAACAAUGCAAAUUCUCAUGGAAGAUUAGUGUGGCAGGUACAGUUUAGAUAAUGCAGUUGCCAUGCCAUGAGGCCCUCUCAAUAUGUGUUUCUUUUAAUUUGUCAGUUACAUGCAUACAUAGACACACACAUUAUGUAUUUUGAGAUGUACCUGAAUAUCGAUUAAAUGGGCACUGUAAAGUUGAUUAAACUAGCAUUUUAAUGUGUUAAUUACCUAUCUGAAAAUAAUAUAAAUUUUUUUUUAAUUUGUUAAUGUUUAAAAUUGUCUUCCACAAAAACAUUUACUUUAUACUCUAAGCAUAUCUUGUUCUAACCUUUGAAUGUUGCUUUAAAUGUUUUGUUCUUUCUGAAAUGUCAACUAUUUACUUUUUUAUAGUAUUUUGUUAUUUAUAGACUCACAGUUUUGUGUCUAAGCACUUUUUUUUCAUCCUUUAUUUACUUACAUCAAGUUAAAUACCCCAUGGCAAGGAUGAGAACAACAUGUACAAAU
Molecule: messenger RNA, 6772 nt
Organism: Polypterus senegalus (gray bichir)
Lineage: Eukaryota; Metazoa; Chordata; Cladistia; Polypteriformes; Polypteridae
Gene: gabbr1b
Product: gamma-aminobutyric acid (GABA) B receptor, 1b
Exons: 24
Coding region: 448-3453 (1001 amino acids)
Biological process (GO): gamma-aminobutyric acid signaling pathway; G protein-coupled receptor signaling pathway
Cellular component (GO): membrane; G protein-coupled receptor heterodimeric complex
Molecular function (GO): G protein-coupled GABA receptor activity
Source: RefSeq, a predicted model, not a curated record